Molecule: messenger RNA, 1754 nt
Organism: Ictalurus furcatus (blue catfish)
Lineage: Eukaryota; Metazoa; Chordata; Actinopteri; Siluriformes; Ictaluridae
Product: CMRF35-like molecule 8
Exons: 7
Coding region: 280-1515 (411 amino acids)
Source: RefSeq, a predicted model, not a curated record
AGUAAACUUACUAACAGAUCUACAGAGGAAAUGCAAGGUCCUGUGACUGUGGGUGUAAAGCUGUGUGCCUUGAGCAGGGCUUUGAUAAUCUCUAACUCUAUCUGUUUCUUACUCAGCCAGAACGGGAAGUGGUAAGUGCAUCAGUAUCUGAUUAAAAUGCAGAUAAAGACACAGAUGAAGACACACAGCACAGAGACAUUAAUGUCAUGUAACACAACAGGAGCUUUAAUAUCUUUCUGAAGUGGAGUUGGUGUGGAGAUCUGGGAGUGUGAACUCAGGAUGAAGAUCCUCCUCAUCUUCACCCUCUGUCUGAUCUCAGAUGGAGGAGACUCCAAGGAAGUAACAGGAUAUUCAGGAGGAGGAGUCCUUAUCAAGUGCAAGUAUGAUACAAAAUACACACAAAAACAAAAAUAUUUCUGUAAGGCUUCAGGGCCAUCCUGUUCCGACCAAAUAAAGACAGGUUCUAAAAACGAGUGGAUAAAUUCAGGAAGAUUCUCACUGUUUGAUGACACCAAAUCAGCAGAGUUCAGUGUGAUGAUCAGAAAGCUCACUGUAGAAGACACUGGGACAUACCAGUGUGGAGUUUAUAUACCCAGGGGAAAUAACACUUACACACCUGUGGAACUGAAGGUAAAGGAAGAUCUGUUCUAUGAGAAGUCCAUCAGUAAGACUGUCCAUGUAGGAGGAGAUUUGACUGUCAGCUGUAAAUACCCAGAAUCCCUCAGGAGUAACCCCAAGUUUCUCUGCAAGACGAGCCUGAAUGAUUCCUCUUGUUCUUAUAAAGAAUCUGUUAAAGAAAGUAGAAAAUAUGUAAAUAUGGGGAAAUUCUCACUGUAUAAUGACAGAGCAAAACAAAUCCUUACUGUGAGUAUUAGAAAUGUAACUGAGCAGGACUCUGGUGAAUACUGGUGUGGAGCUGAAGCAGCCUGGACAUCUGAUCAUGGAUACAAGGUUUAUUUCACACAGAUCAACCUGACAGUUACUGAUCCACAUGUCGCAGUUUCAGCCUCGAUACCAACACAACCUUCAUCAUCAUCAUCAUCAUCAUCAUCAUCAUCAUCGUCAUCAUCUGAGCCUCCUCUAUCUUCUCUUCUAGCAGGAUUUCCAGUUUCCACUGUGAUCACUGUGUCUGUAAUUCUGCUGUUGCUUCAGAUUGGAAUCAUACUCCUCUUUGUGAUUCUACAAAAGAAACACAAGAUUAGGGCAGGUAGACGUUCUGUCCAAGACUCACAAAAGGACCAAGUGUUUCCUCUUGAUGUCUGUGAGUACGAGGAGAUUAAAGACACCAGACGACUUUCUGCCUCAGACGCUGGAUCUUCUUCAGUUUAUGCUACUGUUCAACUACCCACAAUCCUCUCUGAUCCUUCUCAAACUGUUUAUGCCAACGUGGUGUUACACACAAGUUCCUGUGAGUCUAUUUAUUCUACGCCUCAACUUCCCAUAAACCCCCCUAAACAGGACAUCUACUCCACAGCUCAGUUACCCACACGUCUCCCUGACUCUUCCAUUGGCUGAGAAAUCUCAUGAAGCGACAGUUUUCACUUAACACCACCAGCUCUAAUGAUACAGAUCCAAAGAUGAUCUUGUUUGACUAUGUUUCAGUCAGUCGUGUUCAUUCAUGAGGCUAGUUUCUCAUUAUUACGGCUCCAAGUACAUGGCACUGGAACUCUACUGCUUUGCUUAGACAUUCACUCACUCAUUCAUUCAUUCAUUCAUUCUUCUUCUUCUUCUUCUGUUUUUCAAACAAUAUUCAA